AUGUAUGAUGCAAAAGAACUCCUGUCAAAGUUGAAGUCCACAGAGCCUGAACGGCAGCAAGAGAAAAUCAUUUCUCAACUAAACAAGUUUAUAUGUGCAAUAAAUGAAGACGAUGUUGUGAUAGACAGUUUGGAUGUCUUGGAGGUGAUCCUGCAUCAUGAUGCUAUGAACCUGGUACUAUCCCAUCUUCGUGGUGAAGUCUCCGAAGAGAAUGAGCAGCUGCUUGUCUCCUGUGCACAGUUGAUUGCAGAGCUCGCCAAGGCAGAAAGCCUCAGAGAAUCUCUGGUGAACACUGGUGUGAUUCCUCAUCUUCUAAGACACUUGUCUAGUAAACAUAUUGCCUUAGCCACACAAGCAUGCCGGGCUUUGGGAAAUAUAUGCUAUGAUAACGAUGCAGGUCGUAUAGCUGUAGAUAAGGAAGAUGGAAUUUCAGUUGUGUUGGGUGUUCUUUCUAAACAGACUGCCAACACCGAGGAGGGUGCGUCUCGUCUGCGGGUCAUUGUUUGUGGCUUCUUGUUGAAUUUAACUAACAACUGUGAGAUUCUGCAAGAGAGAGCACUAGAGAAGAAUGUGCUGGACCGUCUCAACGAGUGUGUCACAAGGCACAUCCAGGAUGAGGACCUCAUCAACAUGGCAUUGCUUACCACUGGCAGUAUUACUGAGUCCGAUGAGGGCAAGGUAGCAGCUGUCAAGGCAGGUCUCCUGGACACCCUGAAGAAGUUGAUUGACAUUCAUCAUGGGGGUCAUCUAGUGGAGCUCAUUAUUGACCUUCUCUCUUCACUCCUGGAGUCAGAGUUAGCGAAGGACAGGGCUGCAGAUAACGGCCUGUGUGAGUCGCUGGUCAGAAUGGUUGAGGCUGACUCAAAUAACCAGGAGUUGAUCAAGCUGGCUUCUGAUGUCCUUGUCUCCAUUCUUGUUGGAGACACCAGUAUGGAAAAGCUCUAUGCAUCAGGUGAAGGCUCUCUCUUUCUGCAGUCUCUAGAGUGGCUGUCCUCAGAGAAAGAGUGUCUCAAAACUCUGGGUACACUGGCAAUUGGCAACUUUGCUAGAAGAGAUGCCUACUGCCAGCACCUAGUAGAGAAAGGAGUGGUCAGCAGGCUUAUAUCCAUGCUGAAAUCCACUAGUGGCCAGGAAUCCUGUUUCACACUAGAACAUGCCAUCCUCAGCUCCUUGCGCAACCUGGCUAUUCCUGUUGUAAACAAGCCACGUCUGCUACAAGCUGGAGUCAUGGAAGCCUGCCUCUCCCUGAUCAACACAGAAGUCAUGGCUGUUAUCUUCAAGUUGCUUGGUGUUCUACGCAUGUUAAUUGAAGGACAAGAGGCAGCUGCCAUCAAAUUAGGUCAAGAGCGAGCUUUUCUGGAGCGCCUUAUUGAAUGGUGCGGGGUCGAGGCACAUGCAGGAGUCAAAGGUGAGGCCACAAGAGUAAUGGCAUCGCUGGUCAAAAACAGUCGGUCCACUGUGGUUAUACAGAAUAUAAUUCGUGGAGAUGGAUUAAGUCAUCUGAUCACCAUGACGAUGUCAGAGCACCUGGUGAUGCAGAACGAGGCUAUAGUGGCACUGAUUAUUAUAUGUAGCAUGGCUUUGGGAGAAGCAGCCAUCCCACUGAAAGAGGUUGGGCUGACAGACACAAUCCUCACAUUAUUAAGGGACAAGAACCUACCUGCUGAGAUGCUGUGUAAUGUCUUGAGUCUGCUCAGUGCAAUAUCUACUGCAGGAAACCUCCAGGAAGAAAUUCUCACAUCUGGGAUUGUUGACCUGGUUAGAUCUCUAUGUGAAAGCCCAGCAGAUGAAAAGAUCAAGGUGGCAGCCAGAUCAACUUUGACCUUAUUGGAAGAAUCUAUGUCAUGCACCUGA
Molecule: messenger RNA, 1854 nt
Organism: Candidula unifasciata
Lineage: Eukaryota; Metazoa; Mollusca; Gastropoda; Stylommatophora; Geomitridae
Source: the annotation of a GenBank genome assembly